AUGCAGCGGCUGGAGAGACUCUGUCGGUGGCGGCGGCGGGGACGAGGCAGGGACAGGGGGGGCGACGGCAAAAUGAAGUAUCAGAAAUACCUGACUGUCUUGCAGAUGGCCAUAGGGGUGACCGCCUCCAACAGGGGCAGUCUGAUGCCCUUAAAGAGGAAGCUGUGGGUAACUCCAUCUUCCGAAAAUCCCAAUGGUGCUACCUGUAGUGUAAGUCAGGGAAAGCCCUCUUUAAGAAGAAUAAAAGGGAGAAUACACAGAAGCAAAAGUCUUGAUAGCAUUGAUUUCUGUGAAUUCACUAGCACAACAAUGGAAGAAACAGCUAUAUGGGAACAACACACAGUGACUCUUCACAGGGCCCCUGGAUUUGGAUUUGGUAUUGCAAUAUCUGGAGGAAGAGAUAAUCCUCACUUUCAGAGUGGUGAGACAUCAAUAGUUAUUUCUGAUGUGCUGAAAGGAGGCCCAGCAGAAGGACUGCUACAAGAAAAUGACCGUGUUGCAAUGGUUAAUGGAGUUUCAAUGGAUAAUGUUGAGCAUGCAUUUGCUGUUCAGCAGCUGAGGAAAAGUGGGAAGAAUGCCAAAAUCACUAUCCGAAGGAUGAAGAAAAUUCAGAUUCCAGUGUCUCGACCAGACCCCGAACCAGUGUCUGAAAACGAGGACGACAGCUACGAUGAAGAAAUCCGGGAUCCCAGGAGCAGCCGUGGCGCUCCCAGCGGCAGCAGGAGGCAUGAGAAGAGCUGGGUCAGAGAUCGCAGCGCAAGCAGGGAGAGGAGCUUGUCUCCAAGGUCAGACCGGAGGUCUGUCGCCUCCAGCCAGCCUGCAAAACCCACCAAAGUCACACUGGUGAAAUCCAGGAAAAAUGAAGAGUAUGGUCUGCGGUUGGCAAGUCACAUAUUUGUGAAAGAAAUAUCACAGGAUAGCCUGGCAGCAAGAGAUGGCAAUAUCCAGGAAGGAGAUGUUGUACUGAAGAUAAACGGCACAGUGACGGAAAAUAUGUCCUUAGCAGAUGCCAAAACAUUAAUAGAAAGGUCAAAAGGCAAAUUGAAGAUGGUUGUUCAGAGAGAUGAACGAGCCACACUGUUGAAUGUCCCUGAUCUUUCUGACAGUAUUCAUUCUGCUAAUGCUUCAGAAAGAGAUGACAUUUCAGAAAUUCAGUCGCUGGCAUCAGAUCAUUCCAACCGAUCACAUGACAGGCCCCGCCGCAGUCGUUCACGAUCUCCUGACCAGAGGUCAGAGCCUUCAGACCAUUCCAGACAUUCUCCACAGCAGCCCAGCAACGGCAGUCACCGAAGCAGAGAAGAUGAGAAAAUAACUAAACCAGGAGCUGUCUCUACACCUGUAAAGAAUGCAGAUGAUAUUUCUAAAACUGUGGAAGAGGUGACAGUUGAAAGAACUGAAAAACAAACUCCACCACUCCCAGAGCCAAAGCCAGUGUAUGCACAAGGAGGUCAGCCUGACGUGGAUUUACCAGUCAGUCCAUCUGAUGGUCCUUUACCCAAUUCAACCCAUGAAGAUGGAAUGCUUCGGCCAAGCAUGAAACUGGUAAAAUUCAGAAAAGGAGACAGUGUGGGCUUGCGACUAGCAGGUGGCAAUGAUGUUGGCAUAUUUGUAGCUGGUGUUCUGGAAGACAGCCCUGCAGCAAAAGAAGGAUUAGAAGAAGGAGACCAGAUUCUCAGGGUAAAUAAUGUAGACUUCACAAACAUCAUUAGAGAAGAAGCUGUCCUUUUUUUGCUUGAUCUUCCUAAAGGCGAGGAAGUAACCAUUUUGGCACAGAAGAAAAAAGAUGUUUAUCGUCGCAUUGUUGAGUCUGAUGUAGGGGAUUCUUUCUAUAUCAGAACUCAUUUUGAAUAUGAGAAGGAAUCUCCUUAUGGACUAAGUUUCAAUAAAGGUGAAGUGUUCCGGGUGGUGGACACUCUCUACAAUGGCAAACUGGGUUCAUGGCUGGCCAUUCGAAUUGGAAAGAAUCAUAAGGAAGUGGAAAGAGGUAUCAUACCUAACAAAAACAGAGCUGAGCAGCUGGCUAGUGUACAGUACACACUUCCAAAGACAGCAGGAGGAGAUCGAGCAGACUUUUGGAGAUUCCGAGGCUUGCGGAGCUCAAAAAGAAAUCUCCGGAAAAGCAGAGAAGAUCUUUCUGCCCAACCUGUUCAGACGAAGUUUCCUGCCUAUGAAAGAGUUGUUCUUCGGGAAGCUGGGUUUCUUAGACCUGUAACCAUUUUUGGUCCAAUAGCUGAUGUUGCACGGGAGAAACUUGCUAGAGAAGAACCAGAUAUCUUUCAAAUUGCAAAAAGUGAACCAAGAGAUGCUGGUACUGACCAACGUAGUUCUGGCAUUAUUCGUCUCCACACUAUAAAGCAGAUAAUCGAUAGAGAUAAACAUGCUUUAUUAGAUGUCACUCCCAAUGCAGUGGACCGUCUGAAUUAUGCCCAGUGGUAUCCAAUUGUAGUGUUCCUAAAUCCUGAUUCUAAGCAGGGAGUAAAGACCAUGAGAAUGAGGUUGUGCCCUGAAUCACGAAAAAGUGCCAGAAAGCUGUAUGAAAGAGCUCACAAGCUCCGCAAAAAUAAUCACCAUCUCUUCACAACUACCAUUAACUUGAAUUCAAUGAAUGAAGGAUGGUAUGGAGCUCUUAAGGAAGCAAUUCAGCAGCAACAGAACCAACUGGUGUGGGUUUCAGAAGGAAAGGCAGAUGGUGCUACAAGUGAUGAUCUUGAUUUACACGAUGACCGCCUUUCUUACCUCUCCGCUCCCGGCAGUGAGUAUUCCAUGUACAGCACAGACAGCAGACACACGUCUGACUAUGAGGACACAGACACAGAAGGGGGUGCUUACACUGAUCAAGAACUGGAUGAAACUCUUAAUGAUGAGGUUGGGACUCCUCCUGAAUCUGCUAUCACACGCUCCUCUGAACCUGUUCGAGAGGAUUCUUCUGGAAUGCAUCAUGAGACUCAGACUUACCCUGCUUAUGCAUCUCAAGCUCAGCCACAGCCAAAUCUCAGAACAGACUCUUCAGGAUUUAAAACAACUACUACUCAGCCGAAAGCAGAAGCCUCACCUGCAGUCCCUUACCUUUCCCCGUCGCCUGAAUCAAACCCUGCAACCUCAUCAGCCUCUGCAGUAAAUGCUAAUGUAAACCUAGCUAAUGUCAGACUGGAGGAGCCUACUGCUGCUCCUUACAACUCUUACCAACCACAAGCGGGCCCCUUAAGAGCACCGAGUACUGAGGGAGCUCAUGUAGUACUAAGAGACCAAGAGCCAUCAUCCUUAUCGUCGCAUAUAGAUCCAGCAAAGGUGUACCGAAAGGAUCCAUACAUUAAUGAAGAAGCAUCCAGACAAAGCUACAUCUUAAAACAGCCAGCAAUUAAUCACCCAGUACAGAGACAGGAAAGAGACCCAAAUCUGAUCUAUGAAUCCCAGGCUCAGUAUGCAGAAAAGCAGCCGAGUAGGGAUUAUGAACAAUCAACAUAUAGGUAUGACUCUACAAACUAUGUAGAUCAAUUUUCUCGUGGUUAUGACCCUCGCCUGCAUUAUGAUGACCGUGUGCCUCCCUAUGAGGAGCACUGGACAUACUAUGAGGAGAAACAGCCCUAUAACCAAACAAGAACAGCUUAUGAAAACCAGCCUCCUAGGGAUCUUGAUUCCAGACAAAAUCUAGAAGAGAGCACAGAACGCAGCUAUUACCCAGCACAACCUCGUUUUGAGGAACCCCCUGCAAUGAGCUAUGACAGCAGACCUCGCUAUGAGCAUGCACCCAAAAACUUCAGCUUACCACAAGUGCGAUACGAAGACCAACACACGGUUGGAUACGACGCCCACGGUCGAUACAAACCAGAAGCUCAGCCAUACCAGUCAGCCAUAUCUCGGUCUCCUGAACCCAAGCAGUACUUUGAUCCACACAUAAGGGGCUAUGAACAAGGUCCUCCUCAAGCUUAUAAUGCUAAAGCUGGACAGUAUGAGCCUUCUCAUAGCACUUCAGGUGUUUCUCUUCCUCCUCCCCCUUCAUCACAAACCAAACCAGAAGUUUUGCCUUCCAACAGUAAACCACUGCCUGCACCACCAUCCCUAGCUGAGGAAGAAGAAGAUCCAGCCAUGAAACCGCAGUCUGUGCGUAGCAGGGUCAAGAUAUUUGAAAGGAGAAGAUCCCCAUCUUUGGAAAAAAUGAAGGAUGUGAGUGAUACAUCAACUGUCAAGCCUCCAGAACUAGCACCUAAGCCAGCACUCACAAGUGUGAGUGGUCCGAAACCACCUUCUCAAAGCCAGUAUGAGCACGAGAAAACAACUUACAGGGCCCCAGAACCACAGAGACCUCAAAUGAAGCCACCUGAAGAUAUUGUGCGUUCCAAUCAUUAUGAUCCUGAGGAAGAUGAGGAGUAUUACCGGAAGCAGCUCUCCUACUUUGAUCGCAGGAGUUUUGAAAAUAAGCCAUCGGCACAGGUUCCUGCCAGCCAUCACUCUGAGCCCACUAAACCAAUACAUUCACAGAAUCAGCUGAAUUUCAGUAAUUAUUCUAAGGGGAAACCAACUGAUACAGACUCGGUGGAUAGAACCGUUGGUGAAAAACGCUAUGAGCCAAUCCCUCAAGUUACAACUCCUCCUCCUGCUCCUUCUGUCCAGUACACACAGCCACAGUCAAUUAAUAGUCCUGUCCUGUCUCUCCCAGCACACCACAAGCCUGCGCUUUCUGAAGGUGAGCAUUUGCUUAUUUUAAUUUUCAUUGCAGUUAACUCUGUGUCUGACCCUCCUCCACCUCAGAAUAAGUCAGCAAUUUUCAGAUCCUCUAGAGAGGACACUGUGCAGUCCACUUUUUACCCUCAGAAAAGCUUCCCUGACAAAGGCCCUGUUAAUGGAACUGAGCAGAUUCAGAAAACAGUCACUCCUUCCUACAACCGCUUCUCAACCAAGCCCUACACGAGUGCUGCACGGCCCUUUGAGCGCAAGUUUGAAAGUCCAAAAUUCAACCACAAUCUCUUGCCAAAUGAAUCUCAGCAUAAACCAGAGUUGCCAUCAAAAUCUUCAAAUUCUCCUCAACCGAUUUUGAAAGCACAUAGCUCAUCGCAGCCUUCUGACUUUGAGAGUGGAAUGGACACCUAUGCUGUACAGGUCGACAAGCCUAAAUAUCAACCAAAUAAUGUUAAUGCUGUGCCUAAAGCCAUUCCUGUAAGCCCUACAGCACUUGAGGAUGAGGAGGAGGAAGAUGGACACACUGUUGUAGCCACAGCAAGAGGUGUAUUUAACAGCAAUGGUGGUGUAUUGAGCUCCAUAGAGACUGGAGUUAGUAUUAUUAUACCACAAGGAGCCAUUCCAGAAGGAAUAGAGCAAGAAAUAUAUUUCAAAGUCUGCAGAGACAACAGUAUACUUCCACCUUUGGAUAAAGAGAAAGGUGAAACACUUCUUAGCCCCUUGGUAAUGUGUGGGCCUCAUGGACUAAAAUUCCUGAAGCCAGUGGAGCUGCGCCUGCCACACUGUGCGUCUAUGACCCCUGAUGGUUGGUCUUUUGCUCUAAAAUCCUCCGACUCCUCGUCGGGUGACCCCAAAACCUGGCAGAACAAGUCUCUUCCCGGGGAUCCAAACUAUCUUGUUGGAGCAAACUGUGUCUCAGUCCUAAUUGACCACUUCUAAAUAUUAAGUUAGCUGACUGAGUAAAUAAUCUGAAACUGAGAUGGACCUUACAUAUAAACUGAACCACUCUAUCAAGUAUUAACUGUUCUAUAAGUGAUAAUGGAUCUUAGUGUUUAAGCAUCUUGCUUUAACUAACAAUGAAUUAGCAAGUACACUCUGAACCAUGGUCACAAUACAUGCCACAAGCAGGGAGUGUACAGGGGGAACAAGAUGGGGGUUUUACAGGUUCUGUAUGCUUUGGUUUGGUUGUUCUUGUGUGUUGGUUUUUUUGUUUCUUUUUUUCUCUUUGCUUUUGUUCUUUUUCUCUGUUAAAGGACACUACUAGUAUUUUGUUGUUAUCUGAAAGUACCAAUGAAACUAUACACAGAGGAACUAAAUUUGUUUCGUACUCCAGUGUCAUACAGAUUUUGGCCUGCAUUUUUGCAACUGUGUGUUUUUUAACUCACAAGACUACCUUUUUGUCUCUGGUUUUUAAAUGACUUUUGGUGUACAUGUCCAAUGAAAUGGCUGUCAUCUUGGGGUAGCACAGUUUAGAUGUUCUCCUCUGCUGAGAGGAAAUGCAAAUACAUCUCCUUGCUGUAUAUGGAAAUACUGUCCUGAGAACGGGGAGGGGGAAAAGCAUGUGGGAUGACUAUGGUUCAGAUGCCUCUGUGGAUUUGUAAAUUAACCACAUUAUUACAGACCUAUUAACCAGCAGGGAUGCCUUACCCUCAUGUUUUUAAUAGUCUUAGCUCUCAUAGUUCUCUGUAUUAAGUUUGUAUGGCUUUUGUGCUUACUUAGAUAUUAUAUCAUGAGAGAUUGGGGUGGCGGGGAACAACAACAAAAAAUUGUGAGUUUGGUUUAGAGAACAAGCAUUGUUUGUGUUCAUCAGCCAGAAGAGAACCAGAAGAAAAUGAUGGUAUGUUUUCUGCUAUGCAUUUGAAAAUUUAUAGAUGUUAUAGACCGCUUGUAUAUAAUGCGUGCAUACCACUUUUGUUUUUGGUUUGUAAAUUAACUUUUAUAAGCUUUACCUUUUUAUAUAUAUAAAUAUAUAUAAAAACAAACAAAGUUUCUUAAGGAUAUCUUUGUAUUCUCAUACCUUUUGAGCCUUGAACUUUGACAUCUGCAGCAAUAAAGCAGCAUUUCUACAAUAUAUGAACGAGGACAUUUUUUAAAAAUGCACAAAAUUGUUACCUUUUAAAGUGCUGCAUUUAAAGAAUAUAACUCGGAAUUCUCUACUUUGAUUAAAUUCUUGAAAAGUAUCCCUACUGUAAUUUGUCAUAAGGAUGCUGUACUAUGUGCCCUGAAAUGUAUUUUUUUACUAAUAGACAAUUUAUUACGGCACAAUGGCACUACUACUGUUUAGAUAAUAUACCACUGCAUUCUGUUAAUGAGUUAUUAGCUAUUCAGGUGUGGCUGAUUUUUUUUUUUCUCUGCAGUUAUUAAAAUUACACGUUUCUAAAUAUACAGAAUAAAACUGUUUUUAAAAUAAUAAAGAUGAUUGUAGUACCUUAUUGUUUCUGAAAUGCAUUUAUGUGUAUAUAACACAAUUUUGAUUUUAUUUUUUCUAUGUAAGUAGAUAGCUGGAUUCUGCCAUAUGUUCAUAUGUGUAGCAGAACUCCUUUGUGGAGUCAGUUGGAGCUGUCUGCAGCAGAGCUUUUGAAAUUAUGAGCUCUGGUGUGGAUCCAUUGGA
This is a messenger RNA of Cinclus cinclus, 7288 nucleotides long. It is a transcript of the gene TJP1, whose product is annotated as tight junction protein 1. Gene Ontology annotation, molecular function: cell adhesion molecule binding. Gene Ontology annotation, cellular component: plasma membrane; bicellular tight junction. The transcript is spliced from 29 exons. Gene Ontology annotation, biological process: cell-cell junction organization; establishment of endothelial intestinal barrier; positive regulation of blood-brain barrier permeability. The record is from RefSeq and is a predicted model, not a curated record. NCBI's taxonomy places the organism in Eukaryota, Metazoa, Chordata, Aves, Passeriformes, Cinclidae. Bases 1 to 5616 code for a protein of 1871 amino acids.